This is a messenger RNA of Klebsormidium nitens, 615 nucleotides long. NCBI's taxonomy places the organism in Eukaryota, Viridiplantae, Streptophyta, Klebsormidiophyceae, Klebsormidiales, Klebsormidiaceae. The record is from the annotation of a GenBank genome assembly.
AUGGUGGUUGCUGUAACCGGCCCAGAACGGGACCCCAAAUACUUCUCCCUGCACCAGCACGUUGAGCUCCGAGAUAGCCGUCUUGGCGGGAUGGGUCUUUUCGCAACGGCAGGGAUCAAGGAAGGGGAGGUGAUAUGGAGCGAUGACACGUACAAUGCGGACAAGUACCUGCAUACCCUUCCAGAGAUCAAGUCCUGGCCCUCGGAACGCCAGCGCGAGUUCAUGCACUAUGCGUACCAGAUCGAAGAGGAGACGUUUGCGGGAGUGGGGAGCUUGGAGAUCGUGCGCAGCGACGCUUCGAAUUACAUGAACCACAGCUGUGAUCCGAAUUGCUGGUUUCUUACGGAGGACCCCGCUCGCAUGCUCGCGCGCCGCGCCAUGAAGGCCGGAGAGGAGAUUACAUUCGACUACGCCACCUCCGAGACGACCGACUUCAGGUAUCAGAUCUCGGGCUGGGAAUCCUGCCUCUGUGGCUCCAAAAACUGCCGCGGCAAGCUGUUGGGCAGCGAUUAUCAGCGGCCGGACGUCCGGAAACGCUAUGAGGGCCACUUCAUGCCGUACGUCCAACGCCUUAUAGAACGCGGCGCGGCCGCGGGGGAAGAGGACAAGCUUUAG